Molecule: messenger RNA, 1091 nt
Organism: Anguilla anguilla (European eel)
Lineage: Eukaryota; Metazoa; Chordata; Actinopteri; Anguilliformes; Anguillidae
Gene: noto
Product: notochord homeobox
Exons: 3
Coding region: 148-885 (245 amino acids)
Biological process (GO): central nervous system development; regulation of DNA-templated transcription; neuron differentiation
Molecular function (GO): DNA-binding transcription factor activity, RNA polymerase II-specific; DNA binding
Source: RefSeq, a predicted model, not a curated record
UAAAACGGGGUACAUGACCUGGCAGAGCAGCAUUCGACAUCUCCAGUCCUCGCCUGAAGAACUGACGCGUUUGGAUCUAACAGGCUUUGCACUUUUUCCUUUUUUUCCCCCCCAGACUUUGACUUUUUUCUUUAAAAUUUUCGAAACAUGCAAAUUCCACCCAGGCCCGUGGGAACCUACGGUUACCCCAUGCGCCCAUUCGCGCCGCUGUAUCCGGAGUACUCUGGCGGCCAGUGUACCGCGCCUACAAAACCCAGCAGCGGGAAAUCGUUCACCAUCGACGCGUUACUGGGUCGCUCUGAUCAGCCUGGAAACGAACGAGUGAGCCACCCUCACAUCGGAAGAAAGUACCAUCCUGCGGCCUCGCCUAUUCCGCCCGCAGGACAGAUGUGCGCACCGAUGCCUCACUACCUCUACGCGCCGAACAUCGUGCACACCCAACCCGGAUACCCCGUGUACUACUGCCCGCCAUUCACUUACCAGACGACAUGUCGUGGCACGUUUUACGCUGAAGACACUGCAGCGUCUAAGGCCAAUAUUCAAUCAUUCAAACACAAAGGGGGGAAAUCGAAACGAAUGCGCACCAGCUUCACCAACGAGCAGCUGUCCCGCUUGGAGAAAGAGUUCGCCCGCCAGCAGUAUAUGGUCGGCUCGGAGAGAUUCAUCCUUGCGUCCGCGCUGCAUCUAACCGAGGCUCAGGUAAAAGUUUGGUUCCAGAACCGGCGCAUCAAGUGGAGGAAACAGUCCCUGGAGCAACAGCAAGCCAAGCUGGCUAAACUCGGCCUCGCGGCCCCGCAGAAGAGCCCUGGCUCGCAGGGCCGCGACGAUGAAGGGGAGGAGGAAGAGGAAAUCGACUUUUCAGCAGACUCAGACGUGGAUAUCUAAAAGUCCCGUCGGCGCAACUGCAGAACGCUUAUGAACUGUCCCACAACUGGAUUUAAAAAAAAAAAAUAAAAAAAAAACUUUUGUACAUACGCUACUGGAGAGUGGCAGAGUAAACUAUUACUAUUUGUAUAAAUAUUUAUGAAAUGGAUAUAUUUUUAAAAUUACCCGUGUUGCCUCACUGCUCUGAAGAAUGUUUUGUUUUGAUA